AUGAGCAAAUUACCGUACUUGAGACACCUAAUGUACAUUGAGCUCAGUGGUGCAGUCGUAGCAUGUUCGGUAUGCGAUUCGAUGGUCAGCAACAUUCGUAAUGGUCAUUUAGGCUGGCUGAUGUGCCACAUUAUAAAACGUCAACAAUAUAAUCGUAUAAUCAAACUUCGAGACGGGAAAAAUGCCUGGAGACUAUUAUUUGAAGAGAACGAAGAUCUUCUGCAUCUGUUCGAAAAAUUCGGAGAGCUUCACACGUUAGAGGCUCAGGCUACCUCCACCGAACUAGCAGAGCAUGCUAACAAAGUCAUGCACACAUUAGAUGAAGGCAUCAAGGGAUUGAAGGACAUUGACACAUUCUACGCAUACAUCAGACAUAUAGGAGCUACACAUCAUCAAGUCCCUGGGUUUAAAGAAGAAUAUUUUUGGAAAAUUGAACAGCCUUUCCUGCAAGCGGCGAAAACAACAUUGGGUGACAGAUACACACCUAACAUAGAAAAUAUAUACAAACUUACAAUCAAAUUUAUAUUAGAGAACUUAGUGAUAGGCUACAAAGAAUCUGCCACUGAUAACGUCAAUGGACAACUUAAUGAGGAAAUGGAAAGAUAACUAGAACGAUUAUACAAAAAUACUUCCACAAGUAUAUACCGGAGCUUUAAUGUAAAAAUUCUUGCGUGAUUUUAAAGUGCAAUACGCACUACACUACAUUUUACAGAAAUUAUGUAACUUGACUCAGAAUGAAUUAACAUAAUAAGGUUCGCUGUUAUUGGCACGUCAGUUUCAUAUAUUCUUAGAUACAUUUUGCUAUAUUUUCUCUAGUCUGUGUGUUGUGUUAUCUUUGUUGUAAAAAAUUUCCAUAAUGCAAGUGGUUUUGCUGGUUAAAUUAAGAAACUAGCAAUGUAUGUUAUAUCGUGUAAUAUCUUUUUAUAAUGAAGAAUUAUAAUAAUAUUACUAACGCCCAAAUGUGACUACAUGAUUAAUGAUUUGAAAAAGUAUAGUUUACACAUUUAGCAUUGAUAUAAUACCUUAUAUACUUUUUUGUUUAGUGAGUUUGAUGUUCUUUUAACAUCAUUACCAUUGCUCUGGUAUCGAAUUAUUUAGAGUCAGUGCAUAUUCCUUUUUUUUAUCACUAAUUUAUUUAUCAUAUUAGUUUUAUGUCGAUUUAUUAAUUUAUUUUUCUAUUCUAUACACAUAAACUGUUUUUAGAAAUAAUAUGCGAUGGGAUCUUUAGGUCUAAGGUUGAAAUUGUUAGUUGAUAAGCUUUAAAGCAGACUUUUAUUAUCUACUUGAUUCAUUUUGUUGUUUUGUAAAAUUACUCGCUGAAUUAUUUGGUGACACAACAAUAUAUUUUAAUUGAUUGUGAGCGAGAGUUGUAAUCGACAAACUUAAUAAAUAAAUUUACUAAUGUGAUUGAUACAACAUUGUUAUUAAUCAAAUCAAAGCAAGUUAUGCAAGUGAGAAAAUAAUGUUGUAAUUAAUAUGUUUCUUCUUUGCCUUUGACAAAAGACAUAAUACGCCUCGCUUUCUUAUUACUGGUAAGCGAGAUGGCAGCACGUCUCGUACUGUGUCACAGUUUUAGCUCCGAACAGCUUGUCUAGUAUUACAUAUUCACAAAAAUCUUUGCUAUACAGACUGGACCAAGUUCAAAGUGAAAAAAAAUAUCUAAAUUUUAAUUUCAAUCAGUCUGAAUCGAGGUCCUGUUUUACAAUAAGUAUAUGAAAAAUAAGAUAAUGUAAUAAUUUAUUGUAUUUUUAACUUUUGGCGUUUAAUUGUAUAACGAUAAAUUGUGGCAAGUGUAUAUGUGGACACUUUCGCUAAUCUUAACGAACCUAAACUACUAGUAUUUAACCAUUGUAUCUAUCUAAAGUUCUAUAUUACUAUUAAAAAUCUUCCUCACACAUCAAUAGUGACAGAUAUACAAUAAUAUGGGACUUCAGGUACAUACAUAGUACAAUAGCAAAUACUUGAGAUCAAAACAUUAGCGGAAUUGGCCUGCUGGACUUAUUAACAAAUUGUAAACGCCUAUAAGGAAUACAAGAUGGACUAAAUUUAAUAUUCCAUAGUAGGAAUUUUAGUCUUUAUUUUAUUUUUAUGUCUGUUUGCGGAGCUAACUGGUACCACUAAGUAUCCUCUUUCCAUGUCAACAUUUUCGUUUUGCCAAUUUUUCAAUAAAGAAUGUUUCAUCUG
Messenger RNA from Diatraea saccharalis (sugarcane borer), 2184 nucleotides. Lineage: Eukaryota; Metazoa; Arthropoda; Insecta; Lepidoptera; Crambidae. The record is from the annotation of a GenBank genome assembly.